Molecule: messenger RNA, 1416 nt
Organism: Scophthalmus maximus (turbot)
Lineage: Eukaryota; Metazoa; Chordata; Actinopteri; Pleuronectiformes; Scophthalmidae
Gene: rrs1
Product: ribosome biogenesis regulator 1 homolog
Exons: 1
Coding region: 50-1147 (365 amino acids)
Biological process (GO): endonucleolytic cleavage in ITS1 to separate SSU-rRNA from 5.8S rRNA and LSU-rRNA from tricistronic rRNA transcript (SSU-rRNA, 5.8S rRNA, LSU-rRNA); ribosomal large subunit biogenesis; ribosomal large subunit export from nucleus
Cellular component (GO): nucleus; preribosome, large subunit precursor; nucleolus
Molecular function (GO): protein binding
Source: RefSeq, a predicted model, not a curated record
UGUCAGUGUCACACACGUGGGGAGUGAACGCCUCACAGCGCCGACCAACAUGGCUGCGUGUAGUGUGGAAGAGCUGCUGGCGAAAGCCGAGCAAGACGAGGCGGAGAAACUGCGCAGCGUUACCGUCCACAAAGAGCUGGACCUGGAGUUUGACGUCGGCAACCUGCUGGCGUGCGACAAGAACCGCAUCGAGUCGCGGGACCUCGGGGGCCAGCGGAGAGACGACUUCCUGCAGUCGCUGGCUCGUGACAACACGCAGCUCCUCGUCAACGAGAUCUGGAAACAGCCCACGGAAAGGGUCGAGGAGGCGAUCGUGGCCAAACUGCCGGAGCCGACGACCCCGCUGCCCAGAGAGAAGCCGCCCCCGAAGCGCAAACCGCCCACGAAAUGGGAGCAGUUCGCCAAACUGAAGGGCAUACAGAAGAAGAAGAAGACCAACCUGGUGUGGGACGAGAACGCCAAGGAGUGGAAGAGGCGCUGGGGCUACCAGAGGGCCCGGGACGACACCAAGGACUGGCUGGUCGAGGUGCCGGAGACCGCGGACCCCAACGAGGACCAGUUCGCCAAACGCGUCAAAGCCAAGAAGGAGCGGGUGGCCAAGAACGAGCUCAACCGGCUGAGGAACAUCGCCAGGGCGCAGAAGAUCAAAGUGCCCGGCGUGGGGCUCACCCCCGUCGCGCAGCAGUCCAAAGACGACCUGUCCCGGGCCGUGACCGUGGCCAAACACUCCACGGCGUCGGUGGGCAUGUUCCAGGACCGGCUGCCCAAGGAGAAGCCCCCGAAGAACACGGGCAAGCGGCGCAAGUUCGGGCCCCUCAUCGGUGACUUCUCCAGCGAGAGGCAGAAGCAGCUGGAGCUGCUGAAGAUCAUGGACAGCAAGAGGCCCAAGUUGGACAUCACCAAGGCCGUCAACAAGCAGAUGAGGGAGGAGGACCGGGAGGAGGCGGCGGCCAGGUACAAGAAGGGGGCAGGGAAGAAAGGACGCAAAGGCGACAUGUCAGGGAAGGGCAAAGGAAAGGGUGGGAAGGGCAAAGGAGGCAAACCGCCAAGAGCAGGAGGCAAACCAGGAAGAGCAGCAGGCAAACCUGCAAGAGCAGGAAAGAGUGGUGGAGGCGGAAACAAGAGAUCCAAACCUGGGAAGCGCUGAGGACUCUAACUUCCAGUGUCCUGUUGCUUCUGGUUGUGCCUUGGCAUCAAAGCGUUGGACCGGACGUUCCAUGAUGCAGAUCGACUGUUCGAUUUCCACUUGUGGAUGAUGUGGAUGAGGAGGGGGGCGGUGGUGUGACGUCAAGACUGUCCAGGAUCUGUGUGGCUUUUUUCCACUCUUUUUUGUAAAUUUGCUUUACUGUACAUUGGUCCCAAUGUGUGUAAUAUUAAUCCAAAAACACUGACGCAUAUUAAAAGCACACGAUUGUG